CUUUCUCAGACCUUGUUUUCUCCGCGGUAUUUGCUGGUCACCAACACGUCCAUCGGAUUCUUAACUGGAGCUGUUGGGGAUUCCAUCAAUCAGAAUGUCGGUAUCCCAAGAAAGAAAAAUGUAGACGACUACAAAUGGUCGUGGUCACGUUUCAGAAAUCAGUGUGCUCAGGGCAGCAUCCUAGGUGCCGCUUACCAUUUCUGGUACCUCUUUCUCGAUAGGAAAUUGCCUGGUACCUCAUCCUCUUCGGUUAUCAAAAAGGUAUUUGCAGAUCAAGUCAUAAUGUGCCCUAUAGCAGUUGUUUUUUAUCUUGGCCUGCUGAAUUUGUUAGAAGGUGGUACAUUGGAGGAAGGAAUGAAAAGCUUAAAAGAAAAAAGUGGUCAACUGCUGCUGGCGGAAUGGACAUUUGGUCCACUCAGCCAGCUGAUAAAUUUUUAUAUAAUCCCAUGCAGAUUUCGAGUGUUGUAUGAUAGCAUUGUGGUGUUAUCCUUUGAUUCGUAC
This is a messenger RNA of Helobdella robusta, 501 nucleotides long. RefSeq lists its product as hypothetical. Gene Ontology annotation, cellular component: cytoplasm; membrane. The annotation marks the transcript as partial. Lineage: Eukaryota; Metazoa; Annelida; Clitellata; Rhynchobdellida; Glossiphoniidae. The transcript has 3 exons. Gene Ontology annotation, biological process: mitochondrial ribosome assembly. The record is from RefSeq and is a predicted model, not a curated record.